AUGGGUCAACAUGCCGCCAUCUUUCUAGGCUGCUCUGCCUCAUCCACUCUUUUUCAUCCACCGGUCGCCUUUAAACGCCAAGUCUACCCUACAUUCUCGACAUACAAUAUUUUCGUUAAAUAUCGUCUGAAAUGGAAACUCAACCUUGUCUGUGCCGGGGUGGAGCAUGAAGUAAGUGGUGACGCACCUGUUACGGAGCUACCCCCAAGUGAAGAACAAGAAGAACAGAAGAAGAGGACGCUAGGUCGGGAGGGUAUGAAGCGGAACUACGACGAUUUGGGAGCAGGUCUCGAGCAGGCUGGGCAAGUCGUCCAGUUUAUCGGGGCGGUUUUGCAGCUUGUUGGCUAA
Messenger RNA from Cladophialophora bantiana CBS 173.52, 348 nucleotides. RefSeq lists its product as uncharacterized. The transcript has a single exon. The coding region runs from base 1 to 348 and encodes 115 amino acids. Lineage: Eukaryota; Fungi; Ascomycota; Eurotiomycetes; Chaetothyriales; Herpotrichiellaceae. The record is from RefSeq and is a predicted model, not a curated record.